AUGAUCAAUCCGGAAGGAUUUGAGUUAUUCGAGCAAGAUGUUAGUCAGGAAGAAUCUACCUCAAUGUCCACACAAGAGAAAAGCAACUGGCGACUGAUCAUUGUCACGGGUGUCGUAUCAUGUUUGAUUGCCGUCGAGAAUUCGGUACUUGGAAUGGGCGAGUGGCCGUAUAUGAAAGAAGUAAGAUACCCCAUGAUAGUAAGCCGUCUCAUCGCUCUCCUCGCCUGCGCCAUAUACCUCAGUGUGGAAUAUUUCACAUCUGACAAAAGAUAUGUGUUAAUGUCUGUUUAUGUGUUGAUAGGAAUCUCUAAUAGUGCCUGCACGAUCCUCCGUGGCUACAUCGUAAUGAUUUCCUCCUCUCAAGACCGACCUCGAGCGUUUGCAAUUAUUGGGUUAUCAGUGAUUACUGCAAUUGUAGUGGGACCUACCCUCCAACUAAUCUUCUCUGGAAUCGCCUACCCUGGUAUCGAAGUCUUCCCCGGCAUUCGUUUCCACGUCUACUCGGUCCCCAUUUGGUUUUCUCUAAUUCUCUCUGCGAUUACCACAGUCAUCAUAUGGGUUUACAUGACCGAUGUUCAUCGCGUCUCGAGUAAUGAUGACGAAGAAAGUUCAAAAUUUAUAUCGUUGAAAAAGUUGAGGGAAAACUAUGAGGGUUUGAAGAAUAGUAAUUUGAAAUGGAAACUGAUUGCGGUUUGUCUCACGGUGAAGAUUUCAGUGACGUUUUUGAGUGCAUUAUUGGGAUCUAUCAUGUCUAUAAUCUUCAUGGUUCAAUACGGCUGGACCGGUACAGAGACAGUGCGCUACGGAGCAACUUUAAUGAUUGCAUUCGGUGUUUUGUCCUGUUCAGUUUUGAUCCUUUACAUCUUUUGUCGUUUGGGAGAGAUCAUUCCUCAAACCUAUGUCUUCCUUGCCUGCACCAUCUGCGUCGGGUCCUACUUCAUUAUCACCUACCCAUUUGCCUUCACCAGUCAACCCUUGGCCCCUUACAACGAGACAACACACGCCGGGUGCAAUCCAUCGGAAUACUCCUGGUGUGACACUACAUUGGCUGUCGACCCGUUAUUCUUCCUGACCGCCACUGUCCUAAUAUUCGCGCCAUCUCUCCCAAUGAUGGGUACUGCUUUGGAUACAGUAUACUCAAAGGUGCUAGGUGAUAUUGAUCAGAAUAUUGCUCAAGGUUGUAUGACAAUAAUGGAUGACGUGAUUUUUAUGAUCACUCCAGUUUUGACAACAUCAAUUUUCGCCAUUUUCGGCGUCGGCCCCUUGUGGAUUAUGGAGGCGGCACUGUUCCUUGGGAUGGCUGCAUUGUGGACGUUUAAUUUGAAAGCGUUGAGAGAAGUCGAAUAA
This is a messenger RNA of Caenorhabditis remanei, 1347 nucleotides long. RefSeq lists its product as uncharacterized. The transcript is spliced from 8 exons. Gene Ontology annotation, cellular component: lysosomal membrane. Lineage: Eukaryota; Metazoa; Nematoda; Chromadorea; Rhabditida; Rhabditidae. The record is from RefSeq and is a predicted model, not a curated record. The coding region runs from base 1 to 1347 and encodes 448 amino acids.